Messenger RNA from Maniola jurtina (meadow brown), 2127 nucleotides. Its product is annotated as laccase-2-like. Bases 176 to 1948 code for a protein of 590 amino acids. Gene Ontology annotation, molecular function: copper ion binding; oxidoreductase activity. The transcript has 9 exons. Gene Ontology annotation, cellular component: plasma membrane. NCBI's taxonomy places the organism in Eukaryota, Metazoa, Arthropoda, Insecta, Lepidoptera, Nymphalidae. The record is from RefSeq and is a predicted model, not a curated record. Gene Ontology annotation, biological process: iron ion transport.
GUACAGCCAGUUUUACUCAACAAACCAUUCCAAGCGGGCCGUGUUUUUGUUAGCUUUUAGUUGCAUGUUAACUCAAUUUAUCAGCCUCAACCUAUCGAUGUAUUGAUAAUGUUUAGUAAUUUAAAGUAUUCGAUAUUAAACACAUUAUUUUGAUUGUAAGUGAAUUAUUAAGAAAAUGAAAUUGUUAAUUUUAUGUCUGUAUAUCAUUGCUAAUCUUAGUUAUAAUGGAAAAGCUUCUCUGGAAAGUUUUAUGCCGACUAAGGAUAACAUGAUAUUGGCUGACACGACAAAAGGAACACACAAAUCAUGCAGUCGACCUUGUAAAUUUAACGUGAAGCCGCGACGGUGCACUUACGAUUUCGAAAUCAGUCCGUCUAUUGAAGAAAACGGAAGGCCAACACUUACCAUUAACAACCUGACCCCAGGUCCAUCUAUCAAAGUGUGUUUACAUGACAUCGUCAUAGUGAAAGUGAAGAACAAGGUCCCAAAUCAAGAUGUCACGUUACAUUGGCAUGGAGUUGAACAAAAGGGAACUCCGUAUAUGGAUGGUGUUCCCAUGAUAACACAGUGUCCCAUUGUGUAUGGGUCUACUUACGAAUACGCUUUCAUUGCUUCAAAUCCGGGGACUUUCUUUUAUCACUCUGAUUCAGUUAAUCACCAAAGCGAUGGUGUGUACGGAACCUUCAUCGUAGAUCAACCACAGCCCUUAGAACCCCAUUCUUCACUAUACGAUUAUGAUAGAAGCGAAGACCAUACUAUGAUUAUUGGAACAAAAUUCAACGAACUACUUACAGGACGUCUAGAAGACAUCAACGAAAUUCGACCUGAUAACCUUGUUGUAAACGGGGAUGAAAUGGAUACCAAGAUCUUCGUGAUACAAGGAUACGGAUAUCGAUUUCGAUUUAUUAACGCAAUCGCACUGGAAUGCCCUUUGCUCAUCAAUGUGGAACGCCAUCCGAUGACGAUCAUAACGAGUGACGCUAGUCCUGUGCGGCCAGUUAUCACGGAUGCAGUUCGACUUUAUCCAGGCGAGCGUAUGGACGUGGUAGUUAGAGCAAACCAGCGGAGUGGUGGGUAUUGGAUUCGAGUCUCCGGUGAAGGUGUUUGUGAUGGCUUAAAUGCUUACGCCAUGCUUCUGUACUCCGGAUUCAAUUACACUAACUUACUGGAACAAGGCCCGACUGCAGAAUUGGAACAAGAUUACGAGACAAUUAUUUAUGGCCAACAAUUGCGUUCCCUUCGCGAUAUGUCUCCUGUUACCAAAGUAAAGUCUGUAUAUUUGAGUAUAGACAAAAAUGCACCUAAGUUCAAGGACAGCGAUAUUGAUUUUAGCUACCGCAGCGAUGCUAUGUCAAAGAAGCCGUUUUUCCCUGCAGUAUUAGCUUCAGAAAGUGUACUCCAGAUUAAUGGCAAGAAUUUUCUAUACCCCAAUGCGCCGUAUCUGUUAAAGUCACGUGAUGUUAAUCCAGACAUCAUUUGCAAUGUGGGAGAAGAAAGUGAACACAAAGAGCCACAAUGCCUACAAGUUUUAAAAGCGGAAGCCAAUGAAGUUUUAGAUCUUGUUUUAGCCAAUGAAGGUUUGCAUACCAAUGACACCUACACUUUCCAUAUGCAUGGCAAGAGUGUGCAAGUUAUCGCAACUUGGGAAAACCCCACAAACACUCCAGUCUCUAAAGCAGAUUUUCUCAAACUUUACAGUGAAGAUUUAAUUACAAGAAACGCACGGAACCCUCCUAUCAAGGAUACGGUGGCAGUACCAAAUAAAGGAUUUACUGUUCUAAGAUAUACACCGACGUUUGGUGGGAGUUGGCUUUUGGAAUGUAGAUCGUGUUCCACCGUAUUACCAGUUGCAAUUCUUAUUACUGUUCCUCUAUCAAUACCUAAGUUAGUAGUUGAUACUUUGCCGAGCUGUGGGAAUUACAGACCAGCAGAUACUUUACUCAACUAAGAGUUAUUUAAGCCUUGAUUAAGUUAUUUAUAUUUUUAUAAGACUUAGACUUAGACUGGUUAAGUAGAACGUGUAAAUAUAGAAGUUGGCGGAGAAGUACUGUUUACAGAAUUACAUUUUCUUAUAAUUAACGUAUUAUUAAUAGAACAGUAAGAUUUGUAAAUAAAAGUCUAUUGUGA